CGGCGCGGCCUGGGCGGGGGACUUCGGGGACGCGCGGCCGCCGCGGACUCCGAACUCCGGCUCGGGUUCGGGGCUCGGUGCUCGUGGCCGGCCGGGCUUGGCUUGCGGGCGACCGUGGAGUGCGGCCCGGCCCGGGAUCCCCGAGCUCUGCGCGGAAAGGAUUAUUUUUUGGAGAGUGGCGCUUAUUAGUCGGCACUGCCCUAGUUUAGAGCCCUGCCUUUGGGGUUUUCUGCUCGGAUUGCAGCUUUCUCCUGGGAUUUCGGGAUGUCACGGCGUUUUAGUGUUGGGUGUCAGAGGGGAUCCUUGGCGAGGUCGUGGAGAGCCCCUGCAGCACCUGAUUGGCGAUGGCAGAGGAGACUGUGUCUGAGGGUGGGACAGAGAAACGAAACGUGACUGAGAUCCUGUUUGGAUAUUCUGCUGAAGUUGUCAUGUUUCUGUUCAGUACACAGCAAGUUGAUAAACCGGGUUGUAGUUAUUUGGUGAUGCAAGGUGUUUGACUGACAAAUAGACCUGGGGUGAUCUGGUUUGGCUAAGAAUGUUUGGAAUAUCCCAAGUAUCUGUCUCCAACGUAUCCCUCUUGGCAGGCUCAUCUUUUACUCUGUUGCAAAUAUUCAAGUAUAGGAAUAAUGCUGCGGUAACACAGGCCUGAAACCGAGAAGUGUUUUCAAAAGAGCAAAAGUCCAGGUAGGCAGAUAGGUAGCGUGGGAGAACUCACCCUUGAAAACCAGUUACCCUCACGGAUUCUUAGUUUUUUGUAAUGUCUCAGAUAGGAAGAUAGCCAUAGAUGAUGCCAUCUAUAAGGUUUGUGGUUCGAAUUUUCUUAAAGCAUGUUUUAGGGAAAGCAGUAUCACAUAAAGCAAUGCUAUGGUCAUGCCUUUGAUCUUUCAGUGUAUCUUGGAUUUUAGUAGCUGGGGUCUAUUUUAAAUGGAUCACAUAUACUCGUGUUCUGCUUAACUUGGAGACAACCCUGAGUCAUGCUUUGUAGAAGUUACGGAGCUCACGUGUCUGUUGUGUCUGUGAGUGCUGGGACAUGCUUUACCUUUACUUAUUACCGUCGCUGCAGCCGCUAUGGGAACUCCUGGGAAAGGAGGGCCUGGGCGAUUGGGAGCACAGACCGAACUUUCCCUGACUUUCCUCAGGUUCUCGUUUUCUCAUGGUUAGCCCUUCUCUGCUGGGAGGGUGCACAGUGACUUCGGAAAGUCAUUGCUGCCCUGCCAGCCAGUUUUUUACCUAGCUGUGUUUACUUUGGGGAAGGUCAUAGUAGCCCAUUUUAGUGGAAACUGAGGGGCAGUGGGAUUUUAUGAUUUUUUUUUCUUUUUGGAUUGUGUCAACACUUUAGCUGCAGAGUUUGUGUUCUUUUGGUUUGAUACUUUAGAUAAUUCAUAAUUUUUUGUAAGACUGUCUUUCUGCCUUCAGCUCUUCUAGCCCACAUGGUUGAGAGAGGAGAAAAAGAAAAAAAAUCCAUCUCUGGUUUAGUUUAUCGGUAAUUUAGUUUUACGAUCCCAUUAUCCUAUGUGUUUGGCAACUUGUGCUGGCCUGUAUGUGGAUAUUAACUCAGAGGACUCCUUUAGAUGCCACUGAACCAACUACUAUAAAAAGUAUUUCACUUUCAAACACCCACGUUCCCAAGAACAGAGAAAGUCAGUACAAAGGCAGUUUGGAAGGUCUCUUCCUCCCGAGGACUCCACCAGUCCAUCCUACUGCAAAGCAGUUUGGAAUUACAUUGUGGGCUUCAGGUGUUGCAUGUUGCCUUUGUAGACUGAAAACUCCACGAGGUCAGUGUUAUACUUCCUUCUUCCUGUGUAUCUGUAUCUCACAUGGACUCCCUCGCCCCAUGAUAGGGGACCUAAGAUAAAUUUUGUCUGAAUGAUUACUAAGGCACUGGGGAAAGAAUGCUUUGAGUUUGGGGAAAUGCCUUUUAACUUACUCCAUCACUGAUUUGUUGUUAUCAGUAAUGACACCAAAACCUUCCACUUCCGUCCAUCAGUUGGGCUUUGCGGAGUUAAGUCAGAGAAAGAAAAGGUAAAACAGCUCUGGGUUUGCGUCUGUUCCAUCUCACUAUAGCACAUGGAGGCCUGACCACCCCUACCUCGCUGCUGAGGGUAAAGGAUGACAGCUGAUGCUUCUGUCAGUCCACAUUUUAGCUUGUUUGCUUUGAAGAAUUUGUAAAGAAAGGUAGCAAAGUAGCUGCUGCAGGCUCUGAUUUCAGCCCCUGCUGUGCUAUGCAAAUGUUCUCUCCAUGCCUGAGUGACCUUUUGAGAAAGAGCCUUUGUCAUCUUCUGUAGCCAGGGCUUGCUCUUGUUCUGAAAAUGCGGACCAGAUUCCUCUAAAAGUGGGGGGAAAAUGGAUCUUCAAAGACCACACACAAGGCUGGGGCUUUUCUUGGGUGUAGGAUGAUAGAUCCAAGCUUCUUCGCAUCUUUGCUAGCAGCUUUGAAAUUUACUCUGCAGUUUGCUUUGCAGGUUCAUUUUGGGAACAGAGUGUGUAAGCGGGAACUGCCAAGGCAGUUCAGUAGCUGCGGAACAGUGGCAUGCCCUGGAAUUGGCCACAAAAGCAAAGCCGCAUCGUUAGCACAUGGGCCUUUGCUAGUGGCCUAAGGCUGGCUCUCCAUGGUGCUGGCUGAGUGGCCCUCAGCCAGUCUUUCUGGCUCCUGAGCUCCCGAAGACGAAGUGCUGGAGCAGAUGGAUAAUGGAGACUGGGGCUAUAUGAUGACUGACCCAGUCACAUUGAAUGUAGGUGGACACUUGUACACAACAUCCCUUACCACAUUGACACGUUAUCCAGAUUCCAUGCUUGGAGCUAUGUUUGGGGGGGACUUCCCCACAGCCAGAGACCCUCAAGGCAAUUACUUCAUUGAUCGAGAUGGACCUCUUUUCCGAUAUGUCCUCAACUUCUUACGAACUUCAGAAUUGACCCUCCCCCUGGACUUUAAGGAAUUUGAUCUGCUUCGGAAAGAAGCUGAUUUUUACCAGAUUGAACCCUUGAUUCAGUGUCUCAAUGACCCUAAGCCUUUGUAUCCUAUGGAUACUUUUGAAGAAGUUGUAGAGCUGUCUAGUACCCGGAAGCUUUCUAAAUAUUCCAAUCCUGUGGCUGUCAUCAUAACCCAAUUAACCAUCACCACCAAGGUCCAUUCCUUACUAGAAGGCAUCUCAAAUUAUUUCACCAAGUGGAAUAAGCACAUGAUGGACACCAGAGACUGCCAGGUUUCCUUCACCUUUGGACCAUGUGAUUAUCACCAGGAAGUCUCUCUCAGGGUCCACCUGAUGGAAUACAUUACAAAGCAAGGUUUCACAAUCCGCAACACUCGGGUGCAUCACAUGAGCGAGCGGGCCAAUGAGAACACAGUAGAGCACAACUGGACUUUCUGUAGACUGGCCCGGAAGACAGAUGACUGAUUAUCAGCCCUGGGGAGAACUUCCUGUAAGCUCAUGUUUUUGGGGGACAUGGAAGAGACUGUUGUUCUUUUUUAAAUCAUAGUGUGCCCUCCCUUUUAAUAUUUAUAUUUAUUUGAAAGCAUUGAGGACCAGAAGGAAGUUUCAUGUGUGGACAGUCUUCUCCCUGUUUUGUUCCCAAGUAUGCAUGUGCUGUUCAGAAUCCAGAAACCUUUUGAUAAAAAGAGAUCUGAAAAUCAUUAUGAUAUAUAAUCUGCCCUAACAGUGCUAAAAUGAUUUCUGAUAAUGUGGUCCCUAACUCAACUAGAAGGCUAAAAAUAUAGUAAUGAAAGAUUAAGCAGAGUAUUCAUGAUGUCUUUGAAAAAAAUCAGAAUAUCAUGUAGGGUGAGCUCAAUUCCAGACCAGUAGGCAGUAGUGUUUUAAAGGAAAACUGGUCAGUCAUCUGCCGGUACUUGUUAAGGACUGCUUCCUACAGUUUUGACAACUGUUUCUUUCUAUGCAUAUAAAUCAAGCAACCAAAUAUCUGUAGCCAUUGGAAUGUCUGACUAGAAAUAUUUAUAUUGGAUUCUCAAUAUAAAAUGUCCCUGUGGUAGAAACCUUAUGCCUGGUACAGUUUUAUUCCCAAGUGUACUGUCUACCGGGAAAGAAAAAUCUAAUAAAAAAUGGAGUAUGAACAUUAA
Mesocricetus auratus (golden hamster) is the source of this 4072-nucleotide messenger RNA. It is a transcript of the gene Kctd6, whose product is annotated as potassium channel tetramerization domain containing 6. Gene Ontology annotation, molecular function: cullin family protein binding. Bases 2682 to 3395 code for a protein of 237 amino acids. The transcript has 4 exons. The record is from RefSeq and is a predicted model, not a curated record. Gene Ontology annotation, biological process: protein homooligomerization; ubiquitin-dependent protein catabolic process. Lineage: Eukaryota; Metazoa; Chordata; Mammalia; Rodentia; Cricetidae.